UAAAAAAAUCGAGAGUCGCAUUUAUCAAAAACACAAGAUUUUUAGGUAAAAGGCGCUUGUUUCCUGCUUGCGGAACGUGAUCAUCUUCCUGCUGUGCAAGGGCAUAGCAGAGCGCAGCAACUGGAUGCAACAGCCGCAACUCCAUUUCGAUAGCCAGCGCUACAGCGAAAGCGUCAAGCUGACUCCGAAUCCGAAUCCGCCGCUCCAUCAACCGCAGGGACAGCAGGGCGGUGUUCCGGUUGGUGGCGACGGUAGCGGCAGCAUGCACCUGAACAACGGAACCGUGGUGGACCACACGACGCAGAUGCAACCCACCGAAGCACCACCAUCCGGUCCGGCGAUCGCCAGCGAGGUAGAGCAAACGGUACAACCCCAGCAAUGCAUACGGCAAGGCUGCACAAACUUGGCCAUCAUAAACUCGGACUGGGAGGACGAGUACUGUAGCAGCGAGUGUGUCGUCACGCACUGCCGGGACGUGUUCGGACAUUGGGUGCAGAGCAACAGCACACCGCAGCAAACUAUCUCGACGGUGAAAUAGAUACCCCUCUCCGGCCACCGUUAUCAUCGUCGUCGAGCGAAUCACACGAUCACCAAGGCCAGUCAUCGAGGACGGAGCGUGUGGACCGUAACACCUAAGAUUCUUGUUUUUAGGCAAUCACCAUAAGCAGCAAACAGGCGAUCGGAAGAGAAAAGGGCAUCGUCAAAGCUGCUAGGAACUGAGGACAUCGGGUUGGGUAUAGCGGAUGGCAAACAAGCGACUCAAGCUGUUCAGUUACUGUUACGUUUCCGGACUGUUUCCGGCCACCCCCAAAAACACAUCCCAAAAGAUUGUGCAUUUUGGCAAUCAUAAAAUUUAAAACUAGAAGUAUCGAUUGGACUAUUCCUCUUCCGUACACGAUUUGUUGUAUUUCGGAACCUUUGAUAGGAUGUUUGAAUUCACUUUUUUAUACCUGGAAUCGAGUCGGAGAUAGUUUGCGUUUUUUUACACCUCUGAUCUCGCUGCGAGACUCACAAACCUCUCACCAAAGGUGGUCUAUUUUAGGCAAUUCGGAAUUUACUUUAGCAUUGCAACCCGGAUUCCUUGGGCAUGUUUAAGAAAAUCGAAUUUAUAGACCAUGAUAUCGUACAUGGAAAUUAUCCUGCCAAUGUCUAAACUUCCGCCGCUUUUACAUAUGUUGACCGGUUCCUCUACCGUUCUUUUAACGUGCGGAUGAAGUAUCGCAUGUAGCCUAAUGUUGUACCUAGCUAAAUCGCUCAAUCUUUUGACUACUUACUAUGAAAACACGAACUAACAUUACUAUUGAUCGUCAUGUCGCCAGGACUCUGCCAGGAAACUGGUACGACACAGUACGACGACGUAUCAUGAAUGGAGGGUGUCCUAUCUUACAGCAUGUGUAAACUAUAAUUGAACAUAAGCGAUAACGAACCGUUUCGAAACAGAUCGUUCGCGCCAAAAAACCAUAUACUUUAGAAUACAAUGAAAUAUACGUCGUAGAGUAAGAAAC
This is a messenger RNA of Anopheles darlingi, 1505 nucleotides long. Its product is annotated as TOX high mobility group box family member 4. The transcript has a single exon. Gene Ontology annotation, biological process: regulation of transcription by RNA polymerase II. The coding region runs from base 125 to 538 and encodes 137 amino acids. The record is from RefSeq and is a predicted model, not a curated record. Gene Ontology annotation, cellular component: nucleus. Gene Ontology annotation, molecular function: chromatin DNA binding. NCBI's taxonomy places the organism in Eukaryota, Metazoa, Arthropoda, Insecta, Diptera, Culicidae.